Messenger RNA from Carassius auratus (goldfish), 3212 nucleotides. RefSeq lists its product as uncharacterized. Gene Ontology annotation, biological process: immune response. Bases 385 to 2277 code for a protein of 630 amino acids. Lineage: Eukaryota; Metazoa; Chordata; Actinopteri; Cypriniformes; Cyprinidae. The transcript is spliced from 12 exons. Gene Ontology annotation, cellular component: external side of plasma membrane. The record is from RefSeq and is a predicted model, not a curated record.
CAAUCCAAAGUUCCUAUGGCAGUCUAUGGGAGUGUCGCAACUCUGUUUUUUCAACGGCUCUGGGUACAACCAUAGACAGUAAAAGUGUCCUGCGUGUUUCGCUGAAGUAGCCCCGAUGACGCUCAGGAAAAACUUCUUAAACCUAAAAUGACGAUUCGACAAGAUUAGAUCUCUUGGAUUUAAUGGACACGGUGACGGAUCACGCAGCAGCAAUACCACACCGCAAGUUUACAUAACAUGAAGUGUCCCAGCUGGAACGGUUCAUUGCAUUUUUCACCAGAUGAUUCUCAAAACUUGAAUUUUCAAAAUUCUCUGCGAUUAUUAAAAAACAACAUAUGUAUGUUCUAGGAUAAGAUUAUCCUAGAUGUUUUCAUCAAAAGCAAAAUGAACACAGCCUGUGCCUUUGUGCUUUUCCUUUUGCUCUUGGUCUCUGUUUCAGCAGGUUCUCAUACUUUGACGGGGCUUGCAACAUACAUUAGAGAAAACGCAUUUAGUGCUUCAUUGAUGUUGGAUGACAUCACUGUAGGAUAUUAUGAUUCAGAAACAAAGAUCUAUGUUGCAAGAGGAAAUACUACAAACGAAGAUGAUGUCAUAGAUCCAAAUAUCGUCAGGACUGUAGAUGAAAAUGUGCUUAAUCAUUUUCAAAAAAUAUCACGUCGCCUGAGACCUGUCAACGAAACCGAAAGUUAUGAAGUUCAUCAGGUGGUGACGUUUUGUGAACAGAGUGACAAUAACCUUGGACAAAUAACCACCAAAACCGCUUAUCAAGGCUCUACAUUUGAUGAGCUGCAUUUUUUCGAUGGCAAAUUCACAUAUCAGCUAUUUUCAAAUUACACUGAACCAGAAAAAAUACGGAAUCUAGAACGGUCCAAGUCACGUCUUGAGAAUUUCUAUUACCCAGCCUGUAUAAAAAUGCUGAAGAAUUACCUUAAAACGAGAGAAACUCAACUAAACAGAAAAGUGAAACCGCUAGUCAGACUCAUUCAGAAAGCAAACUCAGAUUCUGGAGGGUCUCGUGUGAGUUGUUUGUCAUCAGGAUUUUACCCUCGUCACAUCAACCUGACCCUGUUCAGAGAUGGACAGCCUGUAUCUGAUCAUGAGAUCACUGGAGGAGAUCGGCUGCCCAAUGCUGACGGGACGUACCAGAUGAGGAAGAGUCUGGAGAUCAGUGCUGCAGACAAACACAAAUACACCUGCUCUGUCACACACCUCAGUCUGGACAACACACUGGACAACACUUUGGAUUUCAGUGAACCGUUUAAAUCAGUGAUCCUCUCAGUGCUGAUAGUUUUGGCUCUGGUGUUGGUGUUUGGGACUGGAGUCGUCAUAUAUAUAUAUAUAAGGAGGAAGAGACGAGCAGCACCCAAAGAACACGUUGAAACAUGGUAUUAUGAUUCAGAAACAAAGAUCUAUGUUGCAAGAGGAAAUACUACAAACGAAGAGGAUGUCAUAGAUCCAAGUACCAUCAAGGAUGUAGGUGAAAAUGUGCUUAAUCAUUUCAUAGAAAGAUCACGUCGCCUGAGACCUGUCAACGAAACCGAAAGUUAUGUAGUUCAUCAGGUGGUGACGUUUUGUGAACAGAGUGACAAUAACCUUGGACAAAUAACCACCAAAACCGCUUAUCAAGGCUCUACAUUUGAUGAACUGCAUUUUUUCGAUGGCAAGUUCACAUAUCAGCUAUUUUCAAAUUACACGGGACCAGAAAAAAUACGGAAUCUAGAACGGUCCAAGUCACGUCUUGAGAAUUUCUAUUACCCAGCCUGUAUAAAAAUGCUGAAGAAUUACCUUAAAACAAGAGAAACUCAAUUAAACAGAAAAGUGAAACCGCUAGUCAGACUCAUUCAGAAAGCAAACUCAGAUUCUGGAGGGUCUCGUGUGAGUUGUCUGGCAUCAGGGUUUUACCCUCGUCACAUCAACCUGACCCUGUUCAGAGAUGGGCAGCCUGUAUCUGAUCAUGAGAUCACUGGAGGAGAUCUGCUGCCCAAUGCUGACGGGACGUACCAGAUGAGGAAGAGUCUGGAGAUCAGUGCUGCAGACAAACACAAAUACACCUGCUCUGUCACACACCUCACUCUGGACAACACACUGGACGUCACUUUGGAUUUCAGUGAAUCAAAGAAUCAAUCAGUGAUCCUCUCAGUGCUGAUAGUUUUGGCUCUGGUGUUGGUGUUUGGCACUGGAGUCAUCAUAUAUAUAAGGAGGAAGAGACGAGCAGAUUCAUCCAGAAGUGAUUAUUCUGCUGCUCCACCUGAAGAACACACUGAAACAACAGCGUAAUCAAAUUAAAUUUCAUGACUUGAUGCUACAUGGAUCAACAUCAUCAAACUAUCAAAAAAAUGAGUUUCGACUGUUGCUUGGGUUUAUAAUGAAAUAAUAUUAUUAGUUUUUAUGUAUGCCAUUUUUAACAGUUGUCCUUAAAACACAUUGUGAUCUGCACACAUCACAAGUGACAUUACAGAGGUGUCUGGAUGAGGAUUAGGAGAGAAGUUUACAUUUCUUUGGCUCAACUUCUACUUAUCCCAUCACACAUUCCUAUAGUUACUGUGGUUUAUAGACCUACCUGCCUCGCUGUUCCUGGGAUGUGAGCUGUGCCUGAUAUCUGCCCAUCAUACCGGACCAGUGGCAGUCGGCUGAUGUCUGCACUUCUCAAUUGCAUCUCCAAAGAAGGGGUGUGAAUCUUCAAAAUAUUAAAUCAUUGAAGUAUGUCCAUCAGUCACAAGUAAAAACUUAUGUCUCCCACGUUAUGGUCUUGGCUAUGGCCAGAUCUGUGUCUAAUUAAAUCUGUGUCUUUUAUUUUAAAUUACUUUUUUACUAGACACAAAUUUGAUUUCUUAUUUUUAACUGAGAUCUGGACUGGAGUGGGUGAGUCGUCUGUUUUUGGUGUCCUUUAGUAAAUAAAUAAUGUUGACGUUCGAGCACUCAUGCGUGCGUUUACAGCAAAUCCAAUCUAUUCGAUCUCAAAUCCAAUCCAUUCGAUCCAAUCUAUUCGACCUCCCUCAAUCUAUUCGAUCUGCCAAAUCCUUAUACAUGUUCAAAACUGUCUUAAAACAACAUCUUUUAAAUUCAAGUAAAGAGCAUUUUUAAAGGGGUUAGUGUUUAUGUAUGUUUAUGUGCAGGCCCGUCGCGACAAGGCAGGCAAACCAAGCAAUUGCUUGGGGCCCCGAGCUGGCCUGGGGCCCCAAGACAAUGACUGGUUAAGAAUAAAAUGCAAC